GUGUCGAAUCGAAUCUCUUGUCAUUUUCCUGUGCAAGUAUAUGACGUCACUAUAGUUGUUUGGGAGAAGAAAAAUACAAGCCUUGCCACCACUGUUCAAUCUCACCGGUGUCGAAACAUUUUAUGACAUAAAGGGAUUUCCCUGCCUUACUACCAUGUCCACUCCGGCAAGACGACGACUUAUGAGAGAUUUCAAAAGACUUCAAGAAGAUCCCCCAACUGGCGUUAGUGGAGCCCCUUCAGAAAACAAUAUAAUGUUAUGGAAUGCUGUUAUAUUUGGACCUGUGGGAACGCCAUUUGAGGAUGGAACCUUUAAGCUUGUGAUAGAAUUUUCUGAAGAGUACCCCAAUAAACCUCCUACUGUUAGAUUUAGCUCCAAAAUGUUUCAUCCAAAUGUUUAUGCAGAUGGAAGUAUAUGUUUAGACAUUCUACAAAAUCGCUGGAGCCCUACUUAUGAUGUGUCAUCCAUUCUGACAUCAAUCCAGUCUCUGUUGGAUGAGCCAAAUCCGAACAGCCCCGCCAACAGUCAGGCUGCCCAGCUUUAUCAAGAGAACAAACGGGAAUACGAGAAACGAGUCUCCGCCAUCGUGGAGCAAAGCUGGGUGGACUCGUAACACUACAGUGCAAGUGUGCCUCAUCAUUCUUAAUGGAAAAGAAAAUAUUUCAAACUUUCAUUUACCUCAUUGGUUUAUCAAGUCGUCAUCAUCAUUAUCAAAGAACUCAAGUGCCACACAAGUAAACAAUUUUGAGGGAACUCACACAUUAAGUCAGUAGGGUCUUAUUACAUGCUUGCCAACAAAUUUUCAGACAAACAAUAUUGUGCUAUUGUUAUUUUUAUUGCAUGAUGUGAAAUAAAUUAUUCCAGACAGAA
Molecule: messenger RNA, 870 nt
Organism: Alosa sapidissima (American shad)
Lineage: Eukaryota; Metazoa; Chordata; Actinopteri; Clupeiformes; Clupeidae
Gene: ube2b
Product: ubiquitin-conjugating enzyme E2B (RAD6 homolog)
Exons: 6
Coding region: 155-613 (152 amino acids)
Biological process (GO): protein polyubiquitination; DNA repair; proteasome-mediated ubiquitin-dependent protein catabolic process
Cellular component (GO): HULC complex
Molecular function (GO): ubiquitin conjugating enzyme activity
Source: RefSeq, a predicted model, not a curated record